CGUACGACUAUAGUCGUACAUGUACGACUAUUUCGUAGUUCGGUACGACGUACGUCUGAACAUAGGGUCGUACACCUAUUUGUACGACUAUUUUGAAAUUUUGGUGGUUAAGAUGUUAUGGUUAAAUAUUUUGGUCUCAUAAACACAAUAUAUGCAGUUCUAAAGGCCCUGUCACACUGUCAAAUUUUAGCUUCCAACACCUUCCAAUAUAUUGGAUCCAAUAUCUUUGAGGGUUGUGACGUCACGUUAAACGUCACUAUCGCAGCCAUGUUUAUUUGAGAGAUUGAAUGUCUAGAGUUUCCUUCAAAUAUUUUACGUAUAGGACUGGUUCUAAAAUAUGUUGGAUGUUCGAUGGGAUCAGCCAAUCAGAGUUAUCUAAAAUAAAGCGGCCGCUUUUGUUUCCGUUUCCGAAGUGUAAUAGUUUAUAUAUCAGCAAUGGCGAAUGGGAAAUAAAUGCAGUAAUUGAAUUAAUACUAUUUUAUUUCCUGCUGGAAUAAUUGUUAUUGUAUAUUUUCCUCCAAUUGAAUCUGUAUGUACGGAAGUGCAGGUUAAUAUAUUUGACUAAAAGAAGUUACUGUAGUUUUGGAAUAUUAUGGUCCUUAAACCAGAAAACAUCUAUUCAACUUACGAUCAUUAUUUGAUUGCUAUACCAGUUGUGCUUAUGUUCAGGUAUUGUUGAUACACUUAAUUAAAACAGCAAGCAUUGCGUACAAAAUGUGCCAUCAGGAAUGAGGUAUCAAAACUAGGAUAUGCAUUUCGGAACUUUUACCUACAAAUCCAAAAUGAAUAACACCUAAAGUAAAUUUUAAAAUAUUUCAAUUCAGAGACUUAAUGUAACUAAAAUUAUUUUGGCUUACCCAAUCAAUCUUUCUUAUAAGUCAUUGUUCUCCUUAUUUCACAAUAGCUGCUACUCUGUAAGUAUAUUGUCUGGAAUUUUCUGGAAUAUAGACUCAUAAUUUCCUGACAAUAGAUGGUACUGACUUAUGUUAAAGCAGCAUCUCUGAGUAAGCAAGUAGCUCUGGUGAUUUGCAAGAAAGGCCUAGAAAUAUUAAAAUUCUGCCUACGUGUUCAAUUAUUAUUAUUUAAGUUUUGAAAGUAAUACCAUUUUUCGUGAAUGUAAAUAUUUGUGUAGCAGAUCCUUGUCAGUAAGCCUAUACUUCCAAGGCUAUACGAAACAAGCAUACCUGGUCUAAUAUCUCGUUAAAAAAUUAUUUUAAAGAGAUAAUGUGACUGAGGUGAAGUUAGCUUAAAGGCUCAGGUUGAGGUUUGUAACAGUAAAUACACUUAAUUCAAAAUAAAACAAAAUUGCCAAUUUCUAAACACAGCAAAAAAUAACACAUUCACUUUAAAGUAUACGAACAAUUUUGAUGAAAUACAAGUGAAAGUGUCCAUACAACAGCAGCUAGUUGGGUGAGAAAAUAAGCAGGAAUGAGAAGGGAUAUGCCUACUUGCAGAUUUACAUUUAAUUAUAUGUUUUAUUCUUACUAAACAUACCUUUAAAUAUUGUUUUUGAAGAGCACUAUAAAUUGCACUACAAAUUUCAGGUACAAAUUUUGAGAUGGUGUUGUGUGGAAUACUUGUAGAGAACAUAAGGGACUUAAAUGAUUCCCCUGUCGCCAAAAAUCUUAAUGUAACUGCCAGCCUCUGCUUUGCUGGUAUAUACUGGCACAAAUGAGUAUCCUUCUUUGCAAAUCGAGACUCUACAAUUGAAAGAAGAAGAUCAAAACUUUCAAAAUCCAUUAUUAAAUAGUUCGGAAAUGAAUCGGCAUCUUCGUAUCGAAGUUCAUGACAAAAAGGGGUAAAACACCUUUUGUUUGCCGGGAAAGUAUCCACUGUCUCGUUCACCAUCUGCGUUUCCUUUUCUUAGAUUUCUCUUCUAGUUUACUGAGACUUGCUACAAUUGCAAUUACAGCUACAGCUUUUGAAACACUUUGAUGCUCUUAAUGCAAGCAUUGCAAACACCUGGAAAACGUAAAUUUUAAACUGUGUAUGAUCACAAUAUACCUAAAUUGGAAUAUAACCUACUUAAAAAAGCCUGUGUUCCUUGACCCAAAAUUUGUUUUUGAUUCUAAAUACUGUCAUUUACAGUUCUCUACAGAAUGUUUGGUAAAACGAGCUCACUCAAAGAAAAUUGAUAGUGUGAAAUGACUUCAAAUAUAUUUUACAUUGCUUAUCAAAUAAUAUUGAAUACAAUAUAUUUGAAGACGUAUUUCAUCCAAAAUCACCAUUCAAAUUUUGUUGUCCAAUUUAUUGGAUACAAUAUAUUUGACAGUGUGACAGGGCCUUAAAGAAGCCAAAAUCGAAAAUUGUAAUGAAAUCGAUCUGAAUGUUAAUCCAAUUCAAGAAACAAUCGAUAGCUUCAUUAUAAUAGUUGAGAGGAAUGACAACUGAAUGCACAUAAAUCAAUAUCAUAUUGGAUACAUUAUUAAAAUAUGUGUGAUAUUCUGUAAGUACCUAUCAUCUUGGGAACAGUACGAACAAUUUAAGAAUUUAACAGUUGUUUACAUUGUUUGGUAAAUAUGAGUGACGCAGAAGAUGGGCUAAGUUCGCCACCAAAAAAGGUGUGUAUUCAGCAAAGUGCAGGUAAACACAGGGCUCAAAAAUUUAGAAAAGAGUGGUUGUCUGAAACAGAAUUUAAAGAGUGGCUGUUACCUGUACAUGGAGACGAAUACAAGGCUAAGUGUAAAUUUUGUGGGAUAACACUUGUUACCGAAAUAAGUAACUUAAAGCGGCAUGCAACCGGUGGGAAACAUACAGCACUUAGAAUGUCUGCUACUGUUAGACAAACAUCGAUUUCUAGAUUUAUUGCAGCACCUAAAGUUGAUUUAGACAAAGAAGUUGCAUCUGCUGAAAUAAAACUUUCGGCAUUCAUUGCGGAGCACAAUGUUGCUUUUUCUGUUGCAGACCAUCUCACAGCUGUCAUAAAAGAUAUCUUUUCUGACCAUAAAAUUGCACAGAAAUUGACUCUUAAACGAACAAAAACAUGCAGUAUUGUAAAUAAUGUAAUAGCUGCCGAUCAUAAGGAGAAGUUGGCGAAUAAAUUAAAGAACACCAAAUUCAGCAUCCUUACAGAUGAAUCAACAGACAUAGGGACAAUAAAAAUGUCGUGCAUAGUGGUAAGGUACCAUGAUUUCCAGUCUGGAAGGAUAGAGAGCAAAUUCUGGGAACUAAGAGAAAUUUUUGACUCUUCAAAUAAAGUUGUGUGCGCCAGUGCAGAAAACCUGUUUCGUGGCUUGGUUGCUUCAAUCACAGAGUUUGGAAUUCCGUUGGAAAAUGUGAUCGGAUUUGGAGCAGAUGGAUGUAAUGUGAUGAUGGGUGAACAUAAUUCAGUAUCAUCUCGUCUCAAAGAAGCUUGUCCUGGGAUCGUGGUGGUUAAGUGCAUUUGUCAUUCGGCACAUCUGUGUGCUAGUGAAGCAUGUAAAGUGCUUCCUCGGUCUUGUGAAGAUAUGGCUCGUGAAAUAUACAAUUUCUUGAAGAGCAGUGCUAAACGACAGAGUGAGCUGAAAGAGUUUCAAACAUUUCUUGACAUGGAACCUUUGAAAAUGCUUCAUCCCUCGCAGACCAGGUGGUUGUCUUUGGUGGCAGUUGUUCAACGCAUUUUGGAGCAGUGGGAUGCUUUGAAAUUGUAUUUUACAGACUGUUGGUUGUCACAGAGACUCUUAAGUGCAGAAAACAUCUUCAAUGCACUUCACGAUCCUUUUUUGAAACUGUAUUUCAUGUUCCUUUCAUGGGUUCUUCCGAAAUUCACAAAAUUCAACGAAUUUUUCCAGACGAAGAAUGUUGUUAUUACAGAACUACAUACCCAAUUAAGAGAUCUCUAUACUGACAUUCUCCUUAGUUUCAUGAAAAGGGACUAUGUCAUGAAAACACCACUCGAGGAAGUCAAUCCUGCCCUGGAGAAGUAUCAUCUUCCAGACACUGAGAUGUAUUUAGGAGUUAAAGUCCUGCAGCACAUUGAUAAACCAGAAAUCACUUCCAAGCCCGAUAUUCGCUGUCAUUUCUUUCACAGGUGUAGAACUUUCCUCACGGUGAGUUGAAUCACUUGCAAGCCUCAUUGUUAUUUAAUUUUAAUUUUUGUAACUGAAAUAAUGAUAAAUGUUUGUCAUAAUUUUUCAGGUUGCUGCGCAAGAAAUAAGAAAAAGAUAUAAUAUGAAUGAUCCGGUUCUGUCGAAACUUGGCUACCUGCAACCUAAAGCAGCUCUUUCACCAGUAUUCAGGGUUAACUGCCCUUCCCUUCUUCCACUAGUAAAAGUAGUCCCAAGAAUUGUUUCUUGUGAUGAUGAUGCAAUUUUACAGCGUCUUGAUGAUCAGUGGAGGGAGCUUCCAUUUUCAAGGGCAAGGCUUCCAGAAGAUAUUGAUGAUGUAAACAGUCCUGACAUUUUCUGGAAUAUGCUUCUGAAACCAAGCUGUGACACACAAGAAGCUCAUUUCAAAGAAUUGGCUACAUUUGCACUUCAUGUGCUUAGUCUCCCGCACUCUAAUGCAGACUGUGAAAGAGUCUUCAGUCAGGUAUGAAAAUAUAUGCAUCAUAAAUAACUAUUUUGUUACCUGCUGUUCUUAUUUUAAAAUUUGAGUUUUUGUUAACUGCAAUAUUGUUAGAAAAAUAUAGCAUGUGUAUUUACUUUACAGGUAAAUCUAGUGAAAACCAAAGUACGAAAUCGCCUCCUUCCAAAAACAGUGAACGGAGCUUUGCUUGCUUCCGAGUGUGUGAAGGAAAGUGGUACCUGUGCAUUGUUUCGCCCUACAGCUGAAAUGUUAUCGCGCAUGACAUCAGCAAACUUGUAUGCAUCCAGUGCACCAGAAAACGAUAUUGUGGAUAUUCUCUUCGAAAAGGAUGACUGAGUUGUUAAGAAAAUUGUUUUUUUUUUUUUAACUUAAGUAACAUGUGUUAAUUUUGGUGUAGUUUUUUUCCUUAGUGUAAUUGUUUCCAUGUAAUUUUUUUCCUUCACGAUUGUGUCAUGCCAAUAAAAUACUACCAAAAUGAAUAGCAAAAAAAUCGCCGGAUAAAAUAAAAGUUGGUACUCAUUAACGUUUUAUUUUAAAAAUUAUAGUAUGUACGACUAUUUGCUCCAAUGUACGACUAUUUCUAGUCUUCGGUACGACUUUUGGAAUGUUGCAAUCUGGCAACACUGACUAAUAUAUUAGUAAGAAAAAAAACUUGAAAGUUGUGUUUUUGGGUUGUGUGUGUGUGUUGUAGACAUUGGUGAUUUUGGAUGCAAUUAUUUGGUAGAAUUUCAGAUUUUACACAUCUGAAAAUAUAUUCUUUAGUUUUGUACUAUAAAGUAGGAGUCUGUAAGGGGCUUAUUUUCAAUUAUUUAACUAUUAUAGUUGUUUACCAUUGAAAAACACUUGUGUGUACAAUCGUACACAAAUGGAUGUUGUUGAUCUGAUAGUGAGGAAAAUACAUAACCUAUAAAUAUGUACUUGUGACAUUCGUUAUUUUAGUUACUUAUUAUUUUCUAGUAUUUAUGUUGUGUUAUUUUGUAAAAUUAGUUGAAAAUAAGUGAAAUCAUGGAUCCAGGGGCACAGUGUUCGAAAACUGCUGGUAGUAUAUUGGACAUGUUGGAAAGUGGAGAACUCUCUGACUCAUGGGUGUCAGAUGAUGAUGGUAUGGAUGAUGUUAUUCCUGCGACAGAUACCUACUAUGAGGAAUUUACGAGUAGGAGCUGAUAGAGUGGGAGUGAAUUGUGUGAUAAAUUACAACAGUUCGAAAAGUGAAGAUGAGAUAGGCAACGACAGUCGAACACCUGUCUGUAAUGCAACAGCAACAGACUUCGUCAUGCCCAAGAAAAGUGACAUCAGAUGGCAUCACAACCCAUUGUCAGUUUUGGUACAACCGUACCCAGAUCUUGAUGAUAAUACUUGUGGAACUGAAUUGAACCCCUUUUCUUAUUUCUGCAAGUAUUUACCUGAAUCCCUGUUUGAAGAGAUGGCAGAGAUGACUAACUUAUAUGCAGUUCAGAACAAUAAACCUAGGUUCAAAAAAACUACAUCAACAGAACUUAAGGUCCUUUUCGGCCUUCAUAUUGGGAUAGGAACACUAAGGUUUCCAAGGGUCAGCCUUUUUUGGGAUAAAUCUGUUGGUGUGCACAUGUUUCGAGAUAAUAUGACGUGGGACAGAUUCUUUGAGCUGCGGUGGAACUUGCAUCUCAUAAACAAUUUGGAAAUCCCUGCACACUGCCAAGAUAAGGUUUUCAAAAUUAGACCUAUUUAUAAUGCAGUUCGGUCAAGAUGUCUGGAGUUGCAAGUAGAAGAGCAUAUUUGCACUGAUGAGCAAAUUGUUACUUUUACUGGCAAGCUUAGUGUAAAGCAGUGCGUAAAAGGAGAGCAGUGUCCUUGGGGCGUUAAAAUAUUUUAUUUGUGUGGCAGAUCUGGCCUCGCCUAUGAUUUCCUUAUUUAUUAAGGUAACAUGGAGGAAAUUAACCAGAAGUAACUAAAACUAUAUGGUUUAGGGCCAACUGUGGUACUUCACCUUGUGAAAUUAAUUGGCGAUGCCAAAGGUCAUAAACUCUAUUUUGACAAUUUCUUCUCUGCAUACCAUCUCUUCCAAAUUUUACAAAGUAAAGGGAUCUAUGCAGCUGGAACAGUUCGGGUCAAUAGGUUUGGCAAUACUCCAUUUUCUUCCGACAAAGAUGCAUUGAUAAAAGAACGCGGUUACUCAGAGGAAAUUACAAAUAUUGAUGAAAACGUGACCUUAGUGAAAUGGGUAGACAAUUAGUAUGUCAUGAUGGGCUCUAACUUUAUUGGGAAGGGUGAGACUGAUACAGUUGAUCGCUGGUCAAAGAAAGACAAACGUUACAUAAGUGUUGAACGCCCAGAGGUUGUAAGGUUGUACAACAAUGGAAUGGGUGGCGUUGAUCUCUUUGACCAAAUGGUUAGUUAUUACCGGACCUUUAUUAAGUAAAAAAAAUGGACGCUACGUAUGAUUUUUCAUGCCGUAGACAUGGCCUUGGUGCAGUCUUGGUUUGAGUAUAGGAGAGAUGCUGCAGCUUUUGGCAUUCUGCAUAAAAAACAGAUGAUCUUCUGCAUUUUAGAAUGUGCAUCACUGACUCUCUCCUGCAUGCAGGAAAAAUGGUUCCCUCAAAGAAACGUGGGCGUCCUUCCCUGGAACAGAGCACAUUGUCUGAACCUGUUAUACAGAGAAGAAGAGGAGAAGUGAGACCAUCGCUCGAAGUGCAAUUCGAUGCAGUGGACCAUUUGCCAUUGCACGAUAGUGACAAGUUAGGUACGCGAUGUAAAAUGCUGAAGUGCUCGGGAAGGUCGCGUAUUUUCUGCCAGAAAUGUAAAGUGCAUUUGUGCCUUACUAAAGAUAAAAACUGUUUCCUUGCGUACCAUACUAAGUGAACUACGAUGAAUUGCAGAUCACAAGAGUUGUGUGAUUUUUUUAAAUUUCUACAUAAGUUGUUUGAAUUGUAUCUGUGAUAAGGCCUAUAAUGUUUGUGUGUAUUAUUUUCUAAAAUUUUUCUUGUGUUAUACCUAUAUUUGUAAAUCCUAAUGUGUGUUUGUGAAUAUUUUUUGAGUUUGACUACGUUGUGGACUAUGAUGACAUUUCAGAGGGACUUCAGACAACAGAAUCUAUUUGUGUACAACUAUACACAUAUUUUUUUAUUAUAAAAAAAUAAAAUUUAUGAAAAAUAUUUUUUGGAUUAAUCUUAGAAAAAUAUAUAGGUCCUAAAUAGGUAUGUUUUUCAAAUUUUAUUUCAGAAUUCUGAAAAUUCAGGAUUGAAAGGGUUAAUCAAGUUUAAUAUAGAUACUAAAGGCUAGCUUACAAAUGAUUUAGCACAGAAAAUAGCACACGCACAGAAAAUAGAAACAAAGUUUUUGAAUUGCGCCGCAUACGCACGGGAAAAUAGCACAGGAUCGACGCACAGAAAGUCGACUAACUUUUAAUAUUCUCUGUGCGUGUGCGCUGUGCGCUGUGCGCUGCUCGCUGACCUAACCAAUGAAAACUGGCUUACCACCGAGGUCAUGCGCAAUUGUAAAGGUUAAAUGUGUACGUAAUUUGACUAGACUUGUACAUUAUUGUUUUGAUAUUAGGCACUGGAAGUUAAAUAGUCUCCUUCAAUUUCAACAUGAGUAAAGAGACUAAUUUCGACAUAAGUUUAGUUUGCCUGGUUGAAAGCAAACCAAUUUUAUUUGAUGAAACCCUGGCAGGGUUCAAAAAUGAAGAAGCCAAGAAAAAUGUGUGGCAGGCGAUCGUUGAGUGGCAGGCGAUCGUUGAUGCCUUGUGUGAACAAGGAUAUCAUAUCAACUGUGAAACAGCACAGCAGAACUGGCUACGAAUCCGCCAGCGCUACUCUAGAGAAAGGAACAAAAUAACACCAUCAGGUUCUGCUGGAGGCGUUGAGAGGGAGUGGGAGGUUUUCCCAUACCUUUCGUUUUUGGACAGGCAUGUCAAGCACAGAAAGUUAGUGAUAAAGUAAUAACUGUAUGCAGGUAAUAAAAAGUGAUAGGUGUCUUAAAAGCGAUAGUGGUUUAUGCAGGUUGACAUAAUUUGAUGCAUUGGCCUUAAUCAUUCGGAUGGGAAUGGAAUCCAGUACUGUACUUUAUAAAAGUAAAGAACUUGUAUUUUUUAUUAAUGUUCAUUUGUUAGCUACUUAUUUACUACAACAGCACUUGUUGAUAAAUUUUAGUUAUGCUAAACAAAAUAAAAACUAUUAUUCAAGUUAUAUGGUAGGUACAUGGUCCUAGAAAAUUCCUUGUUAUAUGUUCACUAUAAGGGGGAGCUGAAUUGUUGCCCCUUGGAAGGGCUGCCCUUCAGGAUUUUUCUGGCAAUGGUUUGUUUGUACAGAAUACAUACAUUUUAAGAUACUGGAAGGACUGCCCUUCCAGUCACUUUACAAACACACCACUGUCAGAAAAAUAUUGAUGGGCUGCCCUUCCAAGGGCCAACAAUUCAGUCGCCCCCAUUACAAGCUGCAUUCAACCUUUGUAAAAUAGAUACAAAAUUGUGUAACUAUGAAAGUUACCAUUCUUGAAUGUUUUAUAAUAACGUAUUUGGUGUUCCUGUAUUGCAACUACAUUUAAUUUCCAUGAUCUGUAAUUCUUUUGUUUUUGAUUGAUGAUUUCCAAACGUAUUUGUUUCCAAACAUACUAAACAUCAGUGUUUCUUUUUUUUUACUAGGACAGUGAGUAACAUUACGAGGAAAUCAAACCCCAUUUCCUCAGCCAGUAGUUCUGAUUCAGCAUGGGGUGUGCCACUGACUGAGGAUUCAAAUGACUCUGCUCAGUCAGGUUUCAACUCACCAAUGCAAGAACUGUCAACUCCGCUGAGUGGUUCCCUGUGGCCUGGCUCUGGUGAAUGUGUAGUUCCUCCAGCAGAUAAAUAUUUUAAAAAAAGAAAGCUCCAGGCUGAUUUAACAAAAUCUGCGAUCGCCUCUUCACUGGAGAAAGUGGUCAGUGUAACAAACAAAAUAUGCACACGCCUUGACCAACCAGGGGAAGUAGAUGAAGACAAAGCAAGUUUAAAUUCAUUUACCGAGUCAUUGCUUCCAUUUUGGAAGCGUAUUGCAUUGGAAAAGAACCUUUUUGUUCAAGAAUGUUCUUUUGAUUAAUGUAUAUAUUGUAACGUUGCAAGAUCCCUGCCCUCCUAACUAAAUAUUUUCUUUUAAACUUCUUUUCUGUAUAUGUAAGUAGCAAUAAGUGAAUGUUUUUUGAGUGGUGUGUAGGUUAUGAAACAGUAUGAUCAGACAUUAUGAAUAUUAAUAUAUGUUAUUUGCACGUGCUAUGUGUUUUAAGAAUGUACCUUGUAUUUUAAGAGACGUUUUCAUUCAUUACUAUUUUUUAUGUAAUUAUUCACAAAGAAGUUGCUGUACUAGAUUUGCCUGUAUAGGCCUACUUUUUCAGGGUUUUUCUAAAUAAGUUGAAUUUUGUCAAGUAAUUUGUGUUGGAUUGCUGUUCUUAAUUUUAAUUAACGUGUGGAAUGAUUCUAGAACACGGGACUGUGUCUGAUGUGAUGAUUAAAAAGAGAGGCAUGAGAGGCCUGUAAGUGUGAGUGAGAAAGAAACGGUGCUUACCCGCUAACUGAGAUAAAAGCUGGGAUUCCCCACUGGUCGUGGGAAAUGUGUGAUAACUGCUGUCUCACGGUGUGGGAGAGAGAAAGAGAAUGUAAAGUCCCUGGCUCUAUGGAGAGAAAACUAUUUUCAAUAUGUGUUCUGUGUUCCUAUUGGCUUGUAUCUGUGUGAAUGAAGCGUGCGUGUGAUUGGUCGGUGAGGUCAUGUGACUUCUCCUCCCUGCGUGGAGGAGACAGUGGCAAGAGUUCACCAGUCGUCUGCCGAUUGCUGCACCAGUAGGUCGCGUUCGGUGGCUUCUCGCCAAAUUAUGUAGAAUUUGUGAAGAGAUAACUUAACGUUGGUGGUCAGAGCCAGGCCGAGUAUUAAGUUAACCUAAUUUUUUUUUAUAUUUCAUUCGGACAGUAUCAAAUUAGAAAUUGUGAUCACCUUCGUCGGCGUUUGGCUCGGGGCGAAAUUCGGUUUCGCUGGGUGCGGCCCGUUUCGAGGUCCCACUAGUUUCGUGUACUUACAGUAAAAUAUUACUGAAGGACGUUAUUUUUCGUUAAUUCACAUCGAGCAAGCUGUGAGCAUUUUUCGACAGGCAGAUGUACGUGUUGAACGAGUGAGUAAAACUGUGAAAAAUGAUUGGAUUUGUCUGUGCAUUCUAGUUUGAAAAAAUAAAACAAACACUAAAAAAUUGG
This is a messenger RNA of Bacillus rossius redtenbacheri, 10693 nucleotides long. RefSeq lists its product as uncharacterized. The transcript is spliced from 2 exons. The coding region runs from base 2520 to 4037 and encodes 505 amino acids. NCBI's taxonomy places the organism in Eukaryota, Metazoa, Arthropoda, Insecta, Phasmatodea, Bacillidae. The record is from RefSeq and is a predicted model, not a curated record.